AGGAGGAGGACCAAGAGGAGGAGGAGGAGGCAGCAGGAGAUAUGAGGGCGGUGUGGUUGCGAGGACCGUCGCAACUGCCGUAGCGGCCGAUACCUCUUGCGAGACGCCCGAUGAUUCGACCGGUACCGGACAGGUAUUGGAUGCGCGUGCAGGCGGGUGCCCACAAAAGGAAGCCCAACGGCAUCCUGGGAACCCUAUGCAGGGAGCUCUUCCUUGGGCUGGUGAUGCAUGCCAGGAUCCUGGAGCCGGCAUACACGUGGGACCACUACAUCGCCGUCCCAGAUGCAGAAGAUCGGGAAGGGAGGUCCUUCGGCAACAAGGCGAGACGGGUGGUGGGAGAAUUCUGGGAUUUCUACAGGUGCGAGCCAGGAUAUGAGGCCAUAGCGGUGCCUCCGAACUGGUGCGCCGGCAAGGGCGCGUGCUGGGAAAUGAUGGUGGACAGGUGGCUUAGCGAGGAGUGGAUUCAGCGGCACAACUUAUGCCGGGAGCGCCGCUUGUUGAUGCAAGGUGCGCCACACCAUCAAGGCAGCCGAGGCCUUCCUGAGUACAGGGAUGUUUGGUCGGAGUCACAUGAAGACCAGGAAUGCAACGACUUCCAGGCAUACUGUAUGGCGCACAAGGGCAGGGCGACGUCCGACGUCUCCUACAACCCGGCGGAUCCACCUGAGGCGUACAACAACCCGAGCGUCCACACGUGCAUCACUUAG
Panicum virgatum (switchgrass) is the source of this 707-nucleotide messenger RNA. RefSeq lists its product as uncharacterized. Bases 111 to 707 code for a protein of 198 amino acids. The transcript has 5 exons. Gene Ontology annotation, biological process: transposition. Lineage: Eukaryota; Viridiplantae; Streptophyta; Magnoliopsida; Poales; Poaceae. The record is from RefSeq and is a predicted model, not a curated record.